AGUAGAAGACACAAUGGAGUCGAGGUUUGGUGAUAUAUUUCUGUUUCUGACGGACUUAGCAUGGAAGAGUCGCCUUACCAUACCAGUAUUGGUGACAACUGCUUUUCUGGUCAUGGAUAUCCGUCUGCAAAUCGAGAUAAAUAUUCAGACUGGCCAAGUGAAUGCUAGCGAUUUGGACGAGCCUGAAGUGGAAUUUGAGGCUAUGAGAGCUCAACCAAGCGAAGACGAGGGUUCAGAGGGUUAUUCAGAAUUCACCAGCGGAGAAGUAAACAGCAGCGACGAAUCUCGUUAUAGUUUGUACGAUGACAUGAGCUCGGAGUAUGAUGUAGACGAUGAUCCAGAUGCAUACUAUCCAAGCGAGUUGCCCUUCUAGUGUAAUUAGUCAGUUUAUUUGAAUUUAGAAAUUUAGUUUGCACUAAAUUAAUAUUUUUUAAGA
Drosophila busckii is the source of this 436-nucleotide messenger RNA. RefSeq lists its product as uncharacterized. The coding region runs from base 14 to 373 and encodes 119 amino acids. The record is from RefSeq and is a predicted model, not a curated record. The transcript is spliced from 2 exons. Lineage: Eukaryota; Metazoa; Arthropoda; Insecta; Diptera; Drosophilidae.